AUGAGGUCCAAAAGCAGCGGGGUGGAGAGCCCAGCCAAUGGGGUACUUGGCGUUCCACAGGGGGACAAUGACAUCAGCCAAGAACAGGAAGUGGGUCUCCCUGUAAAGAGCCUUAUCACCAAAGUUCAGCAGAAAGAGGAUGAAGAGAAAGUGGAGGUCGAGGUGAUCUCUGACAAAGAAAAGCUGCUGUGUGAUUCCUCUGAGGAUACAGAAAAAAAGGGAGGCAUCCAUGAUCCGUCCAAAGAGGAUCUGCUGAGGCUGCUGGGGAUCAUGGAGGGAGAGGUUCAGGUGGGUUUCCUUAUUGUUUUUUGCAUAUUAUGUGUUUUGCUGUGUAGCUAGCAUGAAGCCAAGUAAUAUAAAACUUUUCCAAGAAGGGCAUUGUGGAUUUACACAAUCUCUUUAGAUGGAAAACAACUCUGCCUUCAUGUUAUUUUGAGUCAGAUCCCUUUUCCCUGCACAACAUCUCCAUCUUGUGGUUAAAAGUGGAAGUUGAAAACACUGAGGUCCUUUCCGAGUGACUUUUGGAGAGGAGUCAGUAUUUCAUUACACAAAUGAAAGGGAAUGCAUACAAUCUGACAAAUUGACUGAAUUGACCCCAGAGAAAUCAGUGCAAAGUGCACAAUCAAAACAUGUAUCAUGUCCUCUGAAACCAUCCGUUCUUACAUUUACACUCCCUGACUUAAUGCCUCCGACAUCUGUUCACAUGGAACAAACCUCCCUAACCCCCACUUCCUUAAGCGAAAAUAUGAAGGAAUGUGAAUGAUAAUUGUGCAUAAUUAUAUUUCCUUUUGGUUUCAGGCAAGAGAAGAUGUAAUCUGCAUGCUUAGGGCUAAACCUGCUGCCCCAGAGGCCAUUGAAUCACGAUAUGGGUCUGCAGUUCCUGGUUCUGCCUUACAGGCCUUGCAGAGGGAUGGCGUUAUCACAGGCACCAAAACAAACAACCACAGUGUCUACCAGAAGCCCAUGAUUGAGGUAAGCAAUCCUUUUUUAAAAAAAAAAAAAGUUUCAAUUGUACAAGAUUGUGCUUGUUUGCUGGUGUGUAUGUGAUUAUCCUGUCAUUUCUCUUUCCCAGCUGGAGCGUCUGCAGGAGAAACACAAGGAAACAUACAGGAGGAUGCUGGGUCAGCUGCUGCUUGCUGAGAAGUGCCACCGCCGUACCGUCCAAGAGCUGGACACAGAGAAGCGCAAGCAUGUAGACUACAUGAACAAGAGCGACGACUUCACCAACCUUUUGGAGCAGGAGCGAGAGAGGUGAGGGGGAGAGGGAUUCAGGAACAUGGGCACCAAUAGCCAAUAUUGUACCAAUAUCGUUAAUGAGGACUUGUUGCAUGCUCUACAUAACUUUAUUUUAUUACUUCUAAAUUUGCCAAUAUACAAACUUCCAAAUUUGCAAAUUAUGAAGAAACAACAACACAACAACAGAAAGAGAUAAAAAAAAAACAAAAAAAAAAACAAAAAACAAGAGAACCUGAACCCUUCACCAAGAAUCUCUAUAUGUGUCUCUAUACAAAAGAAUUGAAAUUCAUAUAAAUGCAAACAGCAUUUGCCAGUCAAGAACAAUUACAACAUAAAAGCCCAACAUUUAAGAACUGAUAUACACUUUCAUCAUGUAACAAAAUCAUACUGAGGAUAACAUUGGUUUAAUUGGCAGUACAAUGAUACCAUAAGAUGGAUUGAUGUCAAUAUUAUUUAAUUUAGUGUGUUGAAUAAAACAGUUUAUGUUUUCGGUACUGAAAAUUUGGGAUACUAGAGAAAAGAUAACAAAGGGAAUAAACUAACAGUGCAAGAGAGAAACAUACCGUGCAACAGAGAGCCACUGUGGUGUAGAAAAAUAGUCUGAAACCAGUGUAUAUAAAGUCUGCGAGGUGAGAUAAUCCAAGGGGAAAGUGUGGCAAAGGAAUCCACUAACAUCAGAGAAUGUGUGAAAAAUUGCCUCAUCAGCCAUGAGAGGGAAGAGACGAUGAGAAAGGGGGAGAUGGUGACUGGAGCGAUAACCUCACAUACCUUCAUAUAACAGUGAGAGCUACACAGCCUGCGUGAGGGAGGGUGGAGGUGAUGUGGGGUGAGAAAGGGGUCAGGUUAUUUGCUCUGGUAAAGAGGGAGGUCAGGGGUAGACAGGGGGCGGGGUCACGGGUGGAGGAGCAAGAGAAAAAGACAAGAGAUCCUCGACAGGAGAAAAUCUCCCAUGACAUCAUCUGUGAAAUGAAGUCAUCACUGAGGUUGUGACCUGGCUUGUUGGUCAAGGGGAGACAGGGGAUGGGAGGUCAGGUGGAAAGAAGCUCUCUGGAACAUAGGAGAGGGGACAAAUGUAUCACGUGUGUGAGGAGGGCCCCACAGAGUUCAAACAAGCUGGGCUGCGAGAGUGGAGAUGUGCAGUGAAUGUGUAUGAGGAAAGAGGCCCUACUAAUUAAAGUGACUGCUGAUGAAAGAGUUAAAUUGGCUGUUGCUUGUUAGGGAAUGUAUUUUGUUGCAGUUCCCAUCACACAUGGCAGUCUGUUCUCACACAAUAACAGGGAGGUAGGGACGUUGUGUACAUCAGUUGUUCAUUGUAACGGUGAAAUGAUAUGUCCUGUGGAAAUAUAUAUAUAUAUAUAUAUAUGUGUAUAUAUUUAUAUAAAGAAGUUGUUUGCUGGUCUUGGAACCUGCCUGCUAUUGUCUGGUAAAGGAAACGCAGACUGUUACCCUGUACAUGCUCACUGAAACAAGAUUAGACAACACUACUCAGAUUUCAAAUGAAAAAAAGAAAUGCUUCUGGCACCAGAUGUGUGCCACACACUUAGAGACUUCAUUUAUAUGCAGAAUCUGUUAAAAUAGAUAGAGAGUUUGCCAACAGGUAUUAUUGCACGUGUGAGAGGGACUACCAGAGAAAGAGGAGCAUAUCUGCACCAUAUAAUAUAAACCAUAUAGGUAUACAUGCAGUCAGUCAUGUGUAGAGCAGACGAGAGACCACUUAUAUGCCGCAUUUCAUUUACUGUCAGAACUUCAAACAGUUCAUUUGCGGCACUGACCCACUGGCUGCACAGAAUACAUCUCUUCCUGAGCUUUUACUGCAGGACACAGGAAACAGACCGUGGAAGCUAAAUCACAGUCAUGACAGCUGAGCCGCCAUCACACACCAGAGAGAAGCCUGGGAAAUGAGCAGCAGACUUGAGUUUAGCAUCAAAGCUACUCUGUUGGAUGGUUUUUAUGAGAAAGGGAAGAAGAGUAUAGCCGUUUCUCAAAAAAAAUUAAAUUAAUGUCGGCUGAGAACUGUUGAGAGUUUAAAAUUUCUACCAAAGUACAAACUCACACAUUUGGAAUGCUGAAUACAUGCUUACUGUAUAUUAUCUCGAGAAUCUGAAGAGAUCUGCUUUAGAAUUUAAACUAAAAACAUAUUUCAGCUGUAGUUGUACACCAUGAAUGCAUACAUGAGUUCACAUGUAGAACAGAGAUCACAUUUUGAGUUACAAUCAAGUUUAUUGAUUCCUUCAUGCAUUGUUGUUCAGGCAUAUUGGUUCUUUUAAACAUAGGUCAUGGAACAUGGCCUUGAGACAGAAUGAAAUAGUUCAGAGCUUUACUCGCUUUGUGUGGUUGUAUUAUGAUUUGGACUUCAAUUUGAGUGGCAUGUCAACAUGGUAAUAUGCUCAAAAUUGCAACGCUAACCAGCUAAAGUGAAGUUUGUUAAUUGUUUACCACAAUGUACCUCCAUCACUAUUAUUUAAUCAUGUUUAUGCUUCCAUUUGCUAGCUACCGCUGAGUUUUGACCUUAUGAUAGCAUUGAAUGUUUCAACAAUCAUAUCUUCAAACUAAUACAGUCACACAGUUAGUACUUGGGGUUUAAAACAUGCUAUGUUCAUACACUGGUGGUCAACAGUCAACUUUGUGGCAGUACUUGGAUAUCACCUUAUUCAUUGUGGAGUCAUCCUAUGGAGAAAACUAAUGUCUUUUAAAAAAUUGGAAAACCAACAUAUCUUUUAAAAGCCUUUAAAAAUUGGCAUCACUUUAAAGGACAUAGCGCAAUCCAAUGGCAAACUUCUUCACUUUCACUUGAUCCUUGGUUUGCUCUCAAGGAAAAGGUGACCCCCUUCUGAUGCCAGGUAGUUUCCAUUAAGUUCUUUGGCUUGUGCACAGGUUAGCCUCUGUCACCUCACAGAGAGAGUGAAGGGGACAACCACUGCUGUCAGCACCUACAGAGCCCAGAUUCUUCUUACUGUUGCCCUAGAAGGAAAGAAAUCUGACUAAGAGUUGAGAAUAGAUACAUAAUCAGAAACAAGCAGAAGAAAACAUUAUCCAAACCAUGGUUUUACAUGAAUCAGAACCAGUACACUGAAUGAAGAUAAACACAUACUACUCGGGAUCCAAAGAGAUCCCAAAACACAUGGCAGCAUUCAUUUUAUUUGCAUGAAAGUAGAGACACAAUAGCAUGCAAAUAUAAGCCAUUCCUUGCGCUGCCCUGUUUUGACAUUCAGUCUCUAAGGUGAGGUGGACACGUGUCAGUGUCUCAUCUUUAUCAAGUUGAUCUCCUCCAGCUAUCUGGGUGAGAGUGAAGACAGAACAGUCAGAGGUCUUGUGCCAAACAUCUACAGGAAUGCAAAGGAUGGGCACAUCAGGAGAGGUAUUUUCUCAAAUGCAGCCAUCAGCCAUUAACACCCUUUCAGACAACAAGCAAUUUAUAUGUCAAGGGGUUGAAAUAUUUCAGUGGCAUGGUGGUAUGUGUAAUGGUUAUCAGAAGAAAAGGCUCUGGUUUCUGUAGGGAGUGAAUGGUGUAAAGUCACGCACACAGAUUAAAAUGAACACCUGGUUUUUAAAGCUAAAAUAGUUGUUUUCUUGGCCUUUUAAAGUCUUAUGACAAAAGCUUCAAACAGUUUAACUUUCUGAACAUAAAAUAAAGUCAGCUCUGUUGUUACCACAUUGAAUUCUCUCUGAUUUCUCUCUUUUAACACCACAUAAAUCUUAUGCACUGUACACUAUCACUGGCCCUCAGUGCUGAACUGUAAAUGCUUUAACUCUGUCAGGAGAGGUCAUUACUGUACAACACUUUGUUUUGACAGUUUUUUGGCAGCUCAUUUCUGCCUCAAUCCUCAACCUCUCUACCCAGGAGGGUUGCAGUGCCUCUGAGCAAAUUCCCCAGGAAGUAUGGGAUGAGAUGUUGUUCCAUGAUUACAACUUUUUUUCUGUGUUCAUUGGCUAAUAGAUGACACCUGUGCAUUUAGCUAGGAAGUCAAAUUUUACAGUUUCACACGCUAACUUUGGUUCUGUAAUUCCCCUUAAUUUAACAAUUUUCUUAAACCAAAAUGAUAUGUCUGGUAACAUUAAUACUAAGAGGAAACACUUGCGUCCUAUUGGUAACUGCAUUUCUCUAUCAGGGUGCAGUUUUUCUGUUUUGAUAAUAAGCAUAAUUUUUGUACAAGUAUUUGUUUUUGCCACUGGGACCUGGACUUACUGUUUACAGCCAAUUCAUGCCGUUUAUUUCCUCCUUAGUAGACUAACUCUUGGUUCUUGCAUUACUUGACCAUUGGACCCAAAUACAGCUGACAUCAUGACUUUGACCUUUACAUGAAAGUAACUUUAGAAGGCCAAUUUCUUGGGUAUCAUUGACAUCUGGCUUUUAUGUUUGAAUUUUAAGAGCUGCAUUCAGAUCUGGAUGGUCUCUUUGCACUGUAGCCAAACACAUCAAUUCAACUUGGCAAAGAUGGCUGCUGUUAUUGUAAAUCCCUGCACAUGCUUACUGCCAUUUGCUCUCUAAAGUUUCAAAUUCAAAUACGUUUUUCUCAAGGCUGGAAAACAGGGUGUUAAAAAAAUGACUCUGUCUCAACCUUUUCAUGUAAGAAUCUGUGUUUAUUCUUCAUAGACUAACUGUUAUAGUUACUUGUCAUCCCAGAUCUUUCUCAGCUCAAGGGAGACAUUGACCUCAUCCAUAUCUGUUUUCCUCAUCACACAUAACUGUAAGGAACCCACUUUAAGUCGAGGUUCUUGUUGAGUGGAACACCAGCAGACUCUUCAGUCAGGUUUUAUCUUCUGGUCUGCAUAGGUAAAGUCCUUUGCAAUUUGGACUACGAAGACCAAGGUAAUAUAAUUUCAUUUUCAUCAACUUGCACUAAUACUGAUUUGCCCAAACAACACUGAAUAUUUCUCAAUUGUUGGAUUUUCUUAUGAAAUUUUUUAAUGUGUUAAAAAAAGUCUGUAAUUGCUUUUCCUCCAAAGUGCCAUGUUUUAUAUAAGCAUAGAAAUCGGUAAGAGUUCAGCAAAGCACUCCUCCUGUGGCAAGGGUCCCACCCCCUUCACUGUGUCCACAGCAGAGCAGCACACACUCUCGUACACACACUGCCUUAUAUGGAUGAGGUGACAUCACUCACCAGAGGUCUGAUGGUGCUGCACUGUAUUUAUUCACCUUUCAUUGUCCCGAUAACAUGCUUGGAAUGCAAACGUGGAAUAUCUGUAAAACAAAAGACCCCUGCUUCUUCUUGUGUAUUUCCUAUGGAGUUUGUAUGAUUGCAAAAGUUGUUCUUUUGUUGACUCUGAGGCAGCAAUAGUGGGUAAGUUUAAAUGUGUCUUUGUUGUUCAAUUUCUGAAGUUAUGUGGUUGUUGAUUGUUCUUAACAAAGCUCAUUUUUAGUCUUUAUGUUUAAGCUGUGAGUGCACAGUCUUCCUCACACUGUGCUAGUCGGUGUGCUGAUUUGGUGUCUUUUGCAAUGCAAAAAUAUUCAGGUUGAAUGUAUCUCUGUGGGAGUGUGCAGGGAGAGGAUGCAAGCUUUGCAUUCAAUCUGCUUUGCAUGCAUUUUGUUGGAGCUGGGGAUGAGAAUGGGCAUGAGCAGCAUAGAAAGAAGCCAAGAGAAAAGAAGACCACUUGGUGAGGGGGUGUUAAACUUUCUCCAGCAGUUUGUGUUCUUAGUCUUUAUCCCAACAACAGGAAGAAAAUACGAGGAGAGUUUAGUGGUGUGGUUGAGAGUGGUUAAGAUCUUUGCCAGUUCUCCCACUUGAUCCUGUUACUUGUUCUACAUUGCAGCAUGAAUUUCCUUUAAUUGCACAGAAUAGACAAACUCAGCAGUUGUCUGAGGAAGAUAAAAAAUGGUUUCAUGCAUUGAAUCAGUUUCAGCAGAACAAUAUAACACAUUUGAUUGAUAGGUACUGGUGUCUCUGAACAAUAAGGUUUGAAUCUUGAAAAGUCUAAAUGUAAAGAGCUUGUCUUUUGGUAUAUGGUGUGAAUGUUUUAGAUUAUACCUUACAUAAUAAUCAUGAAGAUAAACUCUACUCAAACUAAUGAAAAAAAGGGGAUUAUUACUCAUGACCACUGAAAGAUUGACUGGGAUUAAGCAUCUCAUCCUGGAUUAAAGAUCAUCACAUUUCACUGGCAUGAUGGCACAUACAAAGCUAAAGACUUUAUCAUCAAUAAACACCGUAGUAAUACUGUUUUCCCUCCAAUUUCAGACUGAAGAGGCUUCUCGAGACCGAAAAGGCCUACCAGGUAAAAAAAGAGAAGGAGCACUCCAAGCGCCUGGCCAAGGUUCGAGAAGAGCUGGUCAAGCUGAAGUCCUUCGCCUUGAUGUUGGUCAAUGAGCGCCAGCAGCACCUAGAGCAAAUGGACCAACAGAGUCAGCGGGUCCAGGAGCUGAGCCAGCAGCUCCAGCAGCGGGAGCAGGCACUGAGCGAAGCCAGGGAGCAUGCUCAGGAGGAUGGUCACAGGGUGCUGAGUCUAGAGGCUGAGCUGAAAGAGAAAUCUGCCAAGCUCACCCAACAGUAUGAAGAAAUGACUGCCAAGCUGGCCAGUCAUGAGAUUAACAACCGCCAACUUAAUGCCAAACUUUUAGGGCUAAUGCAUAAAGUGGAGGAACAAGAGGAAAGCAACAGAGCCUUAAAGAAAUCUGAGGAGGAACUUCAAGAGCUGAGGGAGAAAAUCAGUAAUGGGGAAUGUGGCAACUCAAACUUAAUAGCUGAGUUGGAGAACUUGAGGAAACGGGUUCUGGAGAUGGAGGGAAAGGAUGAAGAGAUCACCAAGACUGAAAACCAGUGUAAGGAGCUGAGAAAGAGGCUACUAGAGGAGGACAGUAAGAGUAAAGACCUCAAGCUAGAAGUGGAGAAGCUCCAGAAAAGAAUGAUGGAGCUGGAGACACUUGAGGCCGCUUUUAGCGUAAGUAAGGCUGAGUGUGCACAGUUGCACACGGCUCUAGAGAAAGAAAAGGGCCUGACCAAAGAGCUCUCAGAUGAAGUCGUCGCCCUCAGGAUCCGGAUGAAAGAGCUUGAAUCCUCUGAACUGAAGUUAGAAAAGUCCGAGAUGAGCCUUAAGGAUGACUUGAGUAAGCUGAAGUCACUAACUGUUGCCUUGAUGGACGAACGAAAGACCCUGAUGGAAAGAGUUAAAUCAGAUGAGAAGAAAAAAGAGGAAAUGAGUAAAGUAAUCAAAGUUGAGCAGGGUAAAGUUAUGGAGGUGACUGAGAAAUUGAUAGAAGAAAGCAAAAAGCUCUUAAAGCUUAAAUCAGAGAUGGAAACCAAAGUAGAAACUCUCACUAUUGAAAAAGGGGAGCUCAGCACCAAGCUUGCCUAUGAAACUGAUAAAACAACAGAUCUUAAUUCUAAGGUCAGUCAAAUGAAAAAGAGGUUGGAUGGCUUUGAGCAAGCAGAGAAGCUAUCAGUAAAGAAUUUAGUGAAAAGUGAGCAGGGAAGAAUGUCUGACUCUGUUAAACGAGAAGACAAUAAAGUUAUGGAGUUGACAUUUGAAAUUGAGCACCUGAAAAAUCGCCUAAAACAACUUGAGGUAGUUGAAGGAGAUCUGAUCAAGACGGAGGAUCAAUAUGAUAUGUUGGAGAAAAAGUUCAUGACUGAACAAGACAAAGCCAACAUUCUUUCCCAACAAGUAGAGGAGAUGAGAUGUCAAAUAGCACGAAACAAAGCAAUAGAGAAAGGAGAAGAGGAAUGCCAGGAAGAAGACCUCCGUCAACGAUGCAUGAGGGAGGAGGUCAAAACCAGGGAACUACAUGCUGACGUUAUCGCCCUCAAGGAGAAGGUCCAUGAACUAAUGCAUAAGGAAGACCAACUCUCUCAGCUUCAAGUGGAUUACUCGAUCCUGCAACAGAGAUUCUUGGAGGAGGAGGAAAAAGCCAAGAACAUGGGUACUGAAGUUUUUCAUCUCACCAAAGAAUUAGAGAUCGCCAAGCGCCAUAGUCGAGCCCUAAGACCCAGUUUGAAUGGGAGAAGAAUGGUGGAUGUUGCUGUGACAUCCACUGGAGUGCAGACAGAGGCAUCACCCAAUGGAUCAGCUGAAGAGGACACCCCAGCUGGAUUCAUUAUGAAGUCUGUCCAAGAGGAGAAUCACAUCAUGAACAACAUAAGACAGAAGUGUCUAAAGAAGCCAGCGGAAAAGAGUGGUGGUAUUGAGCGUUUCCCUUCAUCCAGCGGCGACCUAGGUAUGAAAAAAUCCUGGAUUCCCUGGAUGAGGAAAAAAGACAGUACCCCUCAUGAGACCAAUUUGGAGAAGUCUUUGCAAAUCAACGGAAACCAUUUGCCUUCUGGACUAACCAUGUCCCCAAAGCAGGGGCAGCCUUUACACAUUCGUGUCACACCAGACCACCAAAACAACAUGGCCUGUCUUGAGAUUAGUAGUCCUACUGCUGAGGAUGUUUUCUCCAGCUCGGCUCCCCUAAGCCCUAAUCCAUCUCAACCUAAAUCAAGAAUCACAAUCAUUCCCACCUAUCCUGCUUCAACCUAUAAGAAAAAGUCCACCAUUGGACCCCAGGGCCCAGAAAGAGCAAAAUCUCCAGUCACCAUCACAGCAAUAUCCAGAGCCAAAUCACCAGAGUGUAGACGCACCCCCUCCUCAGCUUCUGGAAGACCUAUGUCUCCUCUCUCAAUUAUGACAGUGAGCACAGCUAUAGGGCCUGAGGCAUCUGCCUCCCCAGAACCACAAGAGAUGACAAUGGGCCGAGCUGUGUUCAAGGUUACCCCAGAGAAGCAAAUGGUCCCAAUGCCAAUACGAAAGGGUCCCAACACCACUGGUGUUAUCACCACUACUGAUGAUAACAAGAUCCACAUUCAUCUGGGCAACAGCAUCACCCCAAAGAUGGUAGUCAGGCCAGUAACUUCUGUAACAGAGAACAGAGAAAUGACCUUAUCAACUGGGACAGUUCUUCGCUCCCCCCGCCAAAUUACCUCUACAACUACCAGGAGCACACAGAGUAAAGUAAUGAGCAGUAUCACCAUAUCCCCUGUUGCAGCCAACCCUUCAAGACCCACUCAAAGCACGGUAGGUUUCUUUGACCUCAUCCAUUCUGUGUCAUUUAUGGAUAACAGAACUGUAUCAUAUCAUUGGUCCGAACAACUGGUUGGAAGAAAGCACUCUUUAGAAUCAGAAUCAGAACCAAAAUCAGCUUUAAAGGCCAACCAUAUACACACAUGAGAAAAUUGACCCCUGUAAACUUUGCCCUCCCUGUACAAACAUAAACAUGAAACAUUACACAAAUAUGUUAACGCUUACAGUCAACAUUUAACUUAUACACACAAGACCUUUGUUAUAAUUGACAGUAGUUACAAAGGUUUUACAGAUAAACAGUGAUUUACUGUCACAGUGAGUGUUUGUUUACAGGUUAUUUCUCAAUAGUUGUUCUGUUACUCUGUGAACAUUAAGAGUUUAUCAGAGCAACAGCCCACCCUACUAUUAAACUAAACAUUGUCAAUGAUAUUGCAUUGAAACAAGGCAAAGAAUGAUGGCAUGAAACUUAACCCACAUCUGAUUAUGUUAUUUUUGUCUCACCACUGUCAUAAUCCCUGAUACUUUUUCCAUGUUAGUCCCUUAACACUACUUAUUCUAUUCUGUGUUCUGGUAAGUGUUAACUUUAUGUGCCUGCUUUGAUUUUGUAGACUUUCAUUUCAAAGCCUCCAAUAUUUGUGUCUCUAACCCCCCCUGCUGUUUUCUGCGACUUUCUUUUUUUUCCCCACUGUUAGCAAACCAAUUCCAAGGCAACAAGACUUUGACAUGUGCAUGUGGUUACUGUAAGACUGCUGCAGUCUGUGAUUAGAACCAUAUUCAAAGCCAAGAACGCGCUGUCGUAAAAGAACAGACUGGUGCUUUGGCAAAUUGAUCAAUCAGAAUCAAGAGUUUAACACGAUCCUGUAGAGCAGCUUACUAAUGCCCUUUUUAAAUCUACUUUUUUUCUCCUUGUAAAACACAAAAUUUAGAAAAGAUAAUCCAUGGCCUUAUACUUAAUUGUCUGUUGGAUGACAUUAAUUAUGACCUUCUCUGAGGUAACAAAUCUCCUCUUUAUACUCUAGUUUUUGUGAUAAUUAAAAAAAAAAAAAACAUGCUUUUGUGUUAUUUCUUGGAAGAUUUUAUAUGUUCCAAAUCAUCAUGUUUAGCUUAAGUAUUUGGCUGCUUACUAUUCGUAGCCAACAGAUGUAAAACAAGUAGUGGUCUUCUCUCCUUAGUCUCAAACAAAAAAGUGAGUAAACCCUUUUUCUAGCAUACCUAUUUAACAUUGAAAUUUAUUUUCCAUUGUCUUACAGGUGACAAUAAUUUCACAAAGUGUAAUACACAUUAUAUGUAGUUAUAUAAGGUGAAAUUACUACAAUGGGAACUGAAGCGAACAACAUCAGGGUUCCACUGGACCUUGUAAUAUGCUCUUUGUGGAUCAGAUUGAUAGCGUGACAGAAAUGGCCCUCUGUGUGGGCCUCAGAGCACCAGAGCUAAUGAUGUGGCAUUUUGCCACCCUGUUACAGUCAGGCUGUAAUUUAUAGUUGUUACUCUGUGUUUACAUUCACAAACAGCCAAUGCAGGGCUCUGUGCCCUUUGGCUGGCACAAAGCAGCCUGAAAACAGUAACAACACAUGAAAACCUAGACUGAAGAAGUGCUUGGACUGAAGUGAAAGAAUGACUAAAUAUUUACAUUUAUUAUUCACAUGGAUCAGCAUAUGAUCAGCUACAUUGCAUAUAAACUCUGGAUUUUCAUUUAUUUUUUGGUCUAUAAUGGAUUUAACCUAUUUCUCAUUAUUUACACUUUAUGUCCCCCGAAAAUGAUCCACUGUAUUCAUACUCAUGCCUGAGAAACUGUACUCUCUUCCCCUAUUGUCAACAGACUGGGCAUGAUGCCCAGCCAGCGCGCUCAGGGCUGACCCGCAUCCCAAUGUCCAAGAGCCUGAAGACUGGGAAAGCUGUGUUGGGAACCAUGGGGAUCUCGGGUGGUGUGAAACUGGAGUCACGAGCUGAGAGUCAGUCUAUGAGGAUAGAAGUUAAAAAAUCCACUGUGAAUAGCAAUACUUUUCAGAAUGGUGGAAAAGCUUGAUAUUUAUGAUGGCAACAAGAAACUUAAUCAUCUCUGAAUAUGGUGCUCAAACAGUCAAAUAUCUUAACACAACAAGGCAACACUGCAUUUUUGUAAUAAAGAAGCCAUUGAUUUCUAACUUUUUGAAAGUCUUAUGUAUACAACUAUAUACUUACUGUCUCAUAUCAAUGUCUGCAAAAUUGAUGGAUACAUGUUUUUUUGUAUUUUCAGUGUGUAUUUUAAUGG
Molecule: messenger RNA, 12472 nt
Organism: Xyrichtys novacula (pearly razorfish)
Lineage: Eukaryota; Metazoa; Chordata; Actinopteri; Labriformes; Labridae
Source: the annotation of a GenBank genome assembly